Molecule: messenger RNA, 534 nt
Organism: Bipolaris zeicola 26-R-13
Lineage: Eukaryota; Fungi; Ascomycota; Dothideomycetes; Pleosporales; Pleosporaceae
Exons: 1
Coding region: 1-534 (177 amino acids)
Source: RefSeq, a predicted model, not a curated record
AUGAGGGGGAAGGAGGGGGAGGCACAGAGGGCUGCGGGAGGAAAAGGGCAGAGAGAGGGCGGCCAGCAGCGUCGACGGGCGAUGAAGGUGGUGAUGGGCUAUGGCGGGACUUGGCCUGAUGGUCGGAUUGGGAAACGAUCGGCACGUGCUUGUCCGCCGCAAACCAGACCUGUGCUCACGUACGUCACUCUGGGGGGCGGCGACGGGAUGAGACGAGAUGGAGGAUGGGGAUGGGAUGAAGAUAAAAUGGGCCAAAUGCACAGCACCCGCACCAAGCACCGGGGAUCGAGGGAGACGAACGAGAGAGGGUCAGCGCCGGGCUAUGAGGGGACUGAGGCACUCUUGCAGGCGCCGACGCUCUAUAUACGGCAUGCGUACCACCUCGACGCCCUCGCCUCGCCUCGUCUCGCCCUCGUCCUCACCCUCGCCCACACAUAUACGCCUGCUGCGCGUUCCAGUCUCAGUGCGCGCCGGGUGAAGCAGCACGUUUUGGUCUACACGUUUCACGCCUGGGCAGUCCCGCACCGUUUCUGA